Molecule: messenger RNA, 2232 nt
Organism: Emys orbicularis (European pond turtle)
Lineage: Eukaryota; Metazoa; Chordata; Testudines; Emydidae
Gene: MTSS2
Product: MTSS I-BAR domain containing 2
Exons: 15
Coding region: 1-2232 (743 amino acids)
Biological process (GO): cell projection assembly; plasma membrane organization
Cellular component (GO): cytoplasmic side of plasma membrane; actin cytoskeleton
Molecular function (GO): actin binding; phospholipid binding
Source: RefSeq, a predicted model, not a curated record
AUGGAGACAGUGGAAAAGGAGUGCGGGGCCCUGGGUGGCCUUUUCCAAGCCAUCGUCAAUGACAUGAAGAGCUCCUACCCCAUCUGGGAAGAUUUCAACUCCAAGGCAACUAAGCUGCACUCCCAGCUCAGGACUACAGUGCUGGCAGCAGUCGCCUUCCUGGAUGCCUUCCAGAAAGUGGCAGACAUGGCCACCAACACACGAGGAGCCACAAGAGACAUCGGCUCGGCACUGACCCGGAUGUGCAUGCGGCACCGCAGCAUCGAGGCCAAGCUGAGGCAGUUCACCAACGCCCUGAUGGAGAGUCUCGUCAACCCCCUGCAGGACAGGAUUGAGGACUGGAAGAAAACGGCCAACCAACUGGACAAGGACCAUGCGAAAGAGUACAAGCGAGCCCGCCACGAGAUCAAGAAGAAAUCCUCUGACACGCUGAAGCUGCAGAAGAAGGCCCGCAAAGAGCUACUUGGGAAGGGGGACCUACAGCCCCAGCUGGACAGUGCUCUCCAAGACGUCAAUGACAUGUACCUCCUUAUGGAAGAGACUGAGAAGCAGGCUGUCCGCAAGGCCCUCAUUGAGGAGCGGGGCCGCUUCUGCACCUUCAUCACCUUCUUGCAGCCAGUGGUGACUGGAGAGAUCACCAUGCUGGGAGAGAUCACUCACCUGCAGGGCAUCAUGGAGGACCUGGUGGUGCUGACCGCAGAACCGCACAAACUGCCCCCUGCCAGCGAGCAGGUGAUCAAAGACCUGAAAGGCUCUGACUACAGCUGGUCCUACCAGACUCCUCCAUCCUCCCCCAGCAGCUCUGGCUCCCGCAAGUCCAGCAUGUGCAGCAGUGUUAACAGUACAAAGGGUGGUGCCGCUUGGUCCGGCGGGUCCCAAACAUACUCACCAGGUUCCACCUAUCGCUACCGCAGCCUGGCGCAGCCGGUUAACGCCAACACCCGCCUGUCCAGCGUCUCCUCCCAUGACUCUGGCUUCAUCUCCCAGGAUGCCACGUACUCCAAGCCGCCGUCGCCGAUGCCAUCUGACAUCACCAGUCAGAAGUCCUCCAGUUCCGCAUCCUCCGAGGCCUCGGAAACCUGCCAGUCAGUUAGUGAAUGCAGCUCCCCCACCUCGGAUUGGUCCAAGGCCAGUCCUUAUGACCAGCCGGUGGUCACCACCCUGCAGCGGAGGAAGGACCGCGUGGAGCAUCUGCGGGAGGCCGAGUUGGGCUCCGCCAGCAUGGGGUAUCCGGGAAUUAACCUGGAAGACGUGUCCAGGCCCAGGAUGUCCCCAGCUACCAUCGCUGCCAAGCAUGGCGAGGAGGUGUCCCCCGCUGCCAGCGACCUGGCCAUGGUGCUCACCCGUGGCCUGAGCCUCGAACACCAGAAGAGCAGCCGGGAUUCCCUGCAGUACUCCAGUGGCUACAGCACACAGACCACCACCCCGUCCUGCUCAGAAGACACGAUCCCGUCUCAAGGCUCGGAUUACGACUGCUACUCGGUGAACGGCGACGUGGAGUGCGACAGCCAGAGCGAGUUUGACAAAUCCUCCACCAUCCCGCGCAACAGCAACAUCGCCCAGAACUACCGCCGCAUGAUCCAGACCAAGCGCCCCGCCUCCACCGCCGGGCUGCCCACCGGGACCCCCCUGCCGGCCAGCGCCCCCCCUGGCGUGGCCACCAUCCGCCGCACGCCCUCCACCAAGCCCUCGGUGCGCCGCACCCUCUCCAACGCCGGGCCCAUCCCCAUCCGGCCCCCUAUCGUCCCAGUGAAGACCCCCACGGUGCCCGACUCCCCUGGCUACACUGGGCCCACCCGGGUGGGCAGUGAAGAGUGUGUGUUUUACGCCGAUGACGCCUCCCCAAACGCCAUGGACUUCGCCAAAGCCUCGCCCAAGAGGCUCAGCCUCCCCAACACGGCCUGGGGCAGCACCGCCAUGGAGAUCUCGGUGUACCCGGGGGCAGGGCAGCACCUCUCUGCCGAGGAAGAGGAGGACCAGCAGCUGGCCGCCAACCGGCACAGCCUGGUGGAGAAGAUUGGCGAGCUGGUGGCCAGUGCCCAUGCCCUGGGCGAGGGCCAAUUCCCCUUCCCCACCGCUCUCUCUGUCCCCGGCCCUGGAGAGGAGACGCCCACUCUGCCCCCCGCUGCCUCCAGCGAGCCCCCCGCUGAAGACAUGCUGGUAGCCAUCCGGCGCGGCGUGCGCCUGCGCAGGACCAUCACCAACGACAGAUCCGCCCCCCGGAUAUUGUGA